Dacryopinax primogenitus is the source of this 914-nucleotide messenger RNA. RefSeq lists its product as uncharacterized. Gene Ontology annotation, molecular function: protein binding. The record is from RefSeq and is a predicted model, not a curated record. Lineage: Eukaryota; Fungi; Basidiomycota; Dacrymycetes; Dacrymycetales; Dacrymycetaceae. Bases 1 to 618 code for a protein of 205 amino acids. The transcript is spliced from 4 exons.
AUGGCUGACUCAAUGAAUUGGCAGGUUGAGCUCUCCGACUUGCCCCCUCUCCCGCCCUCUCCACCACCCUCACCCGACCUUCGUCCAGUCAUGUGCGACUCAGCGCAACCAACCCCAGCACCCGUUGAACCCUCAGUUGCAGAAAUUCCCGCUCCUGCAGCGAUAGUACCUCCCGCUCUAGCCCCUCAGCCUGAGCCCCCGCAACCCCAGAGUCAGAUCACCCUGCUUCUCCUGAGCGGGUCGAGGAAGACGUUCUCAUUCCCUCCAGAGACGACAGUCGGACGGGUUAAAGAGCUCGUAUGGGGUAGCUGGCCAGUAGAAUGGAGAGACGAGCAAGUCCCACCCUCACCGAGCUAUUUCAGACUGCUCCAUCUGGGGAGGAUGCUGCAGGACGACUCUACGCUAGCCUCAAACAACCUUCUCCCCCUCCCUUCUGGCAGCUCCGUCCCACCGCCAAUAGUCCACUUAAGCAUCAAGUCCUUCGUCCCGCCCGUCGACUCCUCCAAAGCCUCGAAGAAGCAUAAGAAGACGGCAGGGAGCGUCGUAGGUGUUGGGGUGGGCGAUGAGAGCCCGGACGAGGAAGGCGUAGGGUGUUGUGGGGGUUGUGUGGUAAUGUGAUGAUUUUUGGACCACACCUUGAGGCUCUUGAGGUUCAGGCUGGGAUAUGUUUUCCCUGCCUCGGAAGCCGCUUUAUACCCAUCCAUCCCCACACACUCUUUCAUCUCUAUCGUACAAUCACUAACGACUCACCUAACGUUCACGAUUCCCUGUAGCACUAGCACCGCUACCCAUCCCUUUUUCAGUUUAGGCUCGGUUGAUCUUGCUCCGUUGGAAGGCGGCGUUGAAUAGCUGGCGACUGGGAUGGACGCGAUUAUGUGCUUCCUUGUAGUAUAGAUACUCGACUUAUGAAUGAC